AGCCCAGUAUUUUCUACAUUUCUUAAGAAGAACAAACAUCAGGAAGUGGUUUCCAGUCUCUUUGGAGUGUUUAAACCAGUGUGUGUGGAGCAGAGGGAGUCAGCCUGGAUGGUCUUCUCUGUCCGGCCUGGACAUCGGUUCCCAGACAGGAACUCAUGAUUCCUCUCAUGUAGGUUCUGAACGCCGUGCUGCUGUGAUUCUCUCAGGGUUUGGCCGUAAAUAUGGAUCAGCGUGGGGAACAUGAGAGCCAGACCAGAACUCAGAGCUCAGUGUCCUCUGCAGUCUCUGUGUCAGUCAGGCAACUUCGACUGUUAUUUGAACCUGCUGCUGAUCAAAGGAUCCACCCACUGAAACGAGGUCGUAACGACGCCACUAAGAGUGAUCCGUCUGAGAAAAUCCGUUUUUAUGACAAAGCUGAACGCAACAAUGCAGAAACCAUCGAUCAGCAGGAACCAGUCCUGUCUCCAAUCAGCUGUGUGUCCAUGAAGAGCAACCAGUCCAUGGAUCCAAUCACGGUGUUCAACGAAGGACUCCAGUCUAAGCAUAAAAGCAUAAAUCCACAGAGCCCAGUCUCAUCACCACCCAGCUGUAUAUCGCUGAGGAGUGACCGGUCCAUGGAUCCAAUCACUGUGUUCAAAGAUGGAGACCCGUCGGAGCAAAAAUGGAUCCGGCAGCAGACAUCAGCCAUGUCUCCGGUCAGCUGUUUGUCACUGAAGAGCAACCGGUCCAUGGAUCCAAUCACUGUUUUCAGAGAACAACGGCAGUCUGUCCAGAACGGGAUGAAUGAGCAGAAACCUGCGUCCUGCAUAUCCCUGAAGAGCGACCGGUCCAUGGAUCCAAUCACUGUGUUCAGAGAACAACAGUCUGUCCAGAACGGCGUUGAGCAGCAGAACUCAGAGUGUCUCUGUGUUCAGUCUCCCUCUCAUCCUCAGAAUGAUCUGGACUCUAUAUUUAAGGCUCUGGAGGAAAACAUCAUGAGUUUUGUAAAAAGAGAGCUGAAGAAAUUCCAAGACGUUCUCGGACCAGAUUACCAUGAAUGCUUAACGAGCCGAGGAGAGAAAGAAGAGGUGCUGGAUGAAGAUGAUGAUGACCAAGGGAAGACCAGUGGAGAGUCAUUUCUGAAGCUCACACUAGACUUUCUGAGGAAAAUGAAACAAAAGAAGCUGGCAUAUUAUCUGCACAACAGGGCCUCAUCAACAGAGUAUCAGCAGAAACAAAAGUCUAACCUGAGGAAAAGGUUCCAGUGCGUUUUUGAAGGGAUCGCCAAAGGAGGAAACCAGACUCUUUUAAACCAGAUCUACACGGAGCUCUACAUCACCGAGGGAGGAACCGGAGAGGUUAAUGAAGAGCAUGAGGUCAGACAGAUUGAGACCACCUCCAGAAAACAAGACAGUCUGGAAACUAUCAGGCAGGAAGAGCUUUUUAAGGCUCACCGUGGGAAAGCUCAGCCAGUCAGAACCGUGCUGACUAAAGGAGUCGCUGGCAUUGGGAAAACGGUCCUAACUCAGAAGUUCACUCUGGACUGGGCUGAAGACCAAGCACACCAGGACAUCCACUUUGCCUUUCCGUUCACCUUCAGGGAGUUGAAUGUGCUGAAAAAGAACCGGUUCAGUUUGGUGGGACUGAUUCAUCACUUCUUCCCAGAAAUCAAUGAAAUCUGCGAUUUUGAACAGUUUAAGGUUCUGUUCAUCUUCGACGGUCUGGAUGAGUGUCGACUUCCUCUGGACUUCCACAGCAAGGAGGUCCUGACUGACGUCACAGAGUCCACCUCAGUGGAUGUCCUGCUGACGAACCUCAUCAGGGGGAAACUGCUCCCCUCCGCUCAGAUAUGGAUAACCACCAGACCUUCAGCGGCCAGUCUGAUCCCUCCUCACUACGUGGAUGUAGUGACAGAAGUCAGAGGUUUCUCAGAUUCCAAAAAGGAGGAGUACUUUAGGAAGAGGUUUAAAGACAAGAAGCAAGCCAACAGGAUCAUCGCCCACAUAAAAUCAUCCCGCAGCAUCCACAUCAUGUGCCACAUCCCCAUCUUCUGCUGGAUCAAUGCCACCGUUCUGGAGGACAUGUUGAAAACCAGAGACGAUGGAGAGCUGCCAAAGACCCUGACGGAAAUGUACAUCCACUUCUUGGUUGUUCAGACCAAAGUCAAGAAGGUCAAGUAUGAUAAGGGAAUGGAAACCGAUUCACACUGGAGUCCAGAGAGCAGGAAGAUGAUUGAGUCUUUGGGGAAACUGGCUUUUGUUCAGCUGCAGAAGGGAAACCUGAUCUUCUACGAAUCAGACCUGGCAGAGUGCGGCAUUGAUGUCAGCGAGGCCUCGGUGUACUCAGGAGUUUUUACAGAGAUAUUUAAAGAGGAGAGAGGGCUGUACCAGAACAAGGUGUUCUGCUUCAUCCACCUGAGUGUCCAGGAGUUCCUGGCUGCUCUCUAUGUCCAUCUGACCUUCAUUAGCUCUGGUGUCAACCUGCUGAUGGGAACACCAAAUACAUCAGAGACUGGAGAACCGGACUCUGCAGCAUUUAAGCUCCAUCAGCAUGCUGUCGACGAGGCCUUACAGAGUCCAAAUGGACACCUGGACCUGUUCCUGCGCUUCCUGUUGGGACUUUCUCAGCCAGCAAAUCAAACCUUUUUACAAGGCCUGCAGACAAAAAUGCAAAGCUGCCCACAAAGCAACCAACAAACAAUCCAGUACAUCAAGAAGAAAAUCUGUGACAAUGUUUCUGUGGAGAAGAACAUCAACCUGUUCCACUGUCUGAAUGAACUCAACGAUUGCUCUCUGGUUGAAGAGAUCCAACAGUACCUGCGAUCGGGAAGUCUCUCCACAGAUAAAAUGUCUCCGGCCCAGUGGUCGGCUCUGGUCUUUAUCUUAUUGUCAUCAGACAAAGAUCUGGCUGUGUUUGACCUGAAGAAAUACUCCGCUUCAGAAGACUAGCUUCUAAAGCUGCUUCCAGUGGUCAAAGCCUCCAACAGAGUCCUACUGAGUGGCUGUAACCUCUCUGGGAGAAGCUGUGAAGCUCUGGCUUCGGUUCUCAGCCUCAAAUCCUCCUGUCUGCGGGAACUGGACCUGAGCAACAACAAGCUGGAGGACGCAGGAGUUAAGCUACUUUCUGUGGGACUGGAAAGUCCCAAUUGUAAACUGGAGUCCCUUAGUCUUACAGGUUGUCUGAUCACGGAGGAAGGCUGUGCUGCUCUCGCCAAAGCUCUGAGCUCCAAUCCCUCCCACCUGAAAGAGCUGGACCUCAGCUACAACCAUCCAGGAGACUCAGGAGUGAAGCUUCUGUCUUCCAGGGUGGAAGAUCCACACUGCAAACUAGAAAUGCUCAGAGUGGAUCAUUGUGGAAAGCAGUGGUUAACACCGGGCCUCAAGAAGUAUUUCUGUGAAAUUGAACUGGAUCCGAACACGGUCAGCAGGAAGCUGGUACUGUCGGCCAACAACAAGAAGGUGAAGAUUGUCGACGAGGAGCAGCCGUAUCCCGACCACCCGGAGAGAUUCGAAUGGAAUCAGCUUCUGUGCAAGAACGGCCUGACGGGUCGCUGCUACUGGGAGGUGGAGUGGAGCGGGAGGGUUCUGGUGUCGGUGAGCUACAAGCGACUCACACGGCGCGGUCUAAGCAGUGACCGCUGGUUUGGAGGGAACGAGCUGUCGUGGGGUCUAAGGUGCUGUGACGAUGUUGGUUAUGCUGUUUGUCACAAUAACAUCAUGACAGUCGUGCCCCUCCCUGCAUCCUGCCUCUCCCAUAGAAUAGCAGUUUACUUGGACUUUCCUGCUGGGACUCUGUCCUACUACAGAAUCUCCUCGGACACUUUGACGCACCUUCACACCUUCAACGCCACCUUCACUGAGCCGCUGUACCCUGGCUUCGGAUUCUGGUUUGAUUCCUCAGCGUGUAUUUGUUCUCUGUAAUGAGCAGAGUAUUUGAAAGUGAAAUCAACUUUGAAACUGUAGCUGGUAAACCUGUUCAGUACAAUACUUUUUGA
Messenger RNA from Fundulus heteroclitus (mummichog), 3973 nucleotides. Its product is annotated as NACHT, LRR and PYD domains-containing protein 14. NCBI's taxonomy places the organism in Eukaryota, Metazoa, Chordata, Actinopteri, Cyprinodontiformes, Fundulidae. The transcript has 15 exons. The record is from RefSeq and is a predicted model, not a curated record. Gene Ontology annotation, molecular function: protein binding.